AUGAUGAAUAUUUUAUAAGAGAAAGACAGAAAUAACUUUGUUUGGUAACCAAUUUUAUUUUAUAAUUGGGGACUUGAUAAACUUAGUGUUUUUACAAGAAUAACAGGAUUAGCUAGAAAUAUGUUAAUGAUGGGAGCACUUAUACCUUUUAACAUAAAUAUUAUGAGUGUAUAUACUGCAUCAUUAUAAUUAUAUAUUGAAGGAGAUUUUUGUCAUCCAACUUAUUAAAUGGAAGACAUAAUCUGUUAUAUAAGAUGGCUUACCUUAAUUAAAAGAUCUCUUAAAAUCAAACCAAUUUAUUGCCAUACUAUAUCAGGUCCUACAUCUGGUUCAAAUAUAUGGUAAGAAUUUAUUGAAUGGGUAAGAUAGAAUAAGAGAUGGAGUGUGGGAUCAGCUGGAGUUUUCCAUUAUUUUAUUAUUAAAGCUUCAAGAAUUAAUUUAUGCUCAGCUUUUCUAUGGGCUUGUAAUUAUCUAAAUUAUUAUGCAUCAUUUAUUUGUGUUUUAAAGUUUAUUAUUAAUAACAACAACUAUUAGACUCUUUGCUAUGGAAACUGAUCCUAUCCUAUAAUAGUAUUUUAUUAUACCUCUAAUUGCAGUGUAUAUUUGCCUUUUCUUUAUGAUAUUUAUGAAAAAAAUUGCAGUAAAAUAUCUUUUAAAAGAUAUUGUAAUAGAAAAAAUACCUAUUUGGAAAGAUUUCUUUCAUUGGAUAUUAAGUCUAAUAGUCAUGGUUGGAUAUGGAUUAACAGUGUUUUAUGGAUUCUGGGAAAUAUUUUUUUGUGGAAAAGGUGUCUGCACUCAUGAGCCAUCAAAGAAAAAAGUACUUGAUAAUAUAGUCUAACGUAAAGAUGAAACAAAAGUUCCCAUAUAAGAAUUAUAAACUGAAAAAUGA
Molecule: messenger RNA, 889 nt
Organism: Paramecium pentaurelia
Lineage: Eukaryota; Ciliophora; Oligohymenophorea; Peniculida; Parameciidae
Source: the annotation of a GenBank genome assembly